Messenger RNA from Maylandia zebra (zebra mbuna), 1906 nucleotides. It is a transcript of the gene il4i1, whose product is annotated as interleukin 4 induced 1. Lineage: Eukaryota; Metazoa; Chordata; Actinopteri; Cichliformes; Cichlidae. The record is from RefSeq and is a predicted model, not a curated record. Gene Ontology annotation, molecular function: L-amino-acid oxidase activity. Gene Ontology annotation, biological process: amino acid catabolic process.
CGGGUACCAUCACUCCUUAAAGAACCAAAACGAUAACACCUGAGUGGCACAUCGGAAACAGGACGGGAAGCUGAGUGCAAGCAGAGUGGGUUUCCACAUCAUAUAACUGCCUUCCAUGUGCUAUUAUGUCCCGGACACAGAAGGAGCUGAGAGGUUUCCAUUUCCUCUCACGGUGUGAAAAAAAAGCCCAGACUGUGGAGUUCCAUCGUCGAGAUGACGUCUCACAUGGCACUGUGCAAACUCUUUCCUCUGGUUCUGGUGGCGGCUGUGGUGCUCACUGUGAAUGGGAUAAUAGGAGAUCCCCUGUUUGAAUGCCUCCAAGACACAGACUACAGCGAGCUUCUUGACAUCGUGAAGAAAGGUCUUCCUGCUACAAAGACGCCUCGACACGUAGCAAUCGUCGGCGGGGGCAUCGCUGGACUGACGGCUGCCAAGUUUCUAGAAGAUGCUGGACAUAAGGUGACCAUAAUCGAGGCCAGUAAUCGUAUCGGAGGACGUGUGGAGACCUUCAGGAACAGAAGAGAGGGCUGGUAUGCAGAACUGGGGGCCAUGAGGAUCCCAAGCUUUCAUAAGAUUUUGCUUUCUUUUGCGUCCAAAUUACAAAUACCUAUGAACCGCUUCAUCCAAGAUGACAUCAACACCUACUACUUGGUAAAUGGAGAGCUACAUAAAACCUAUACAGUUGAAAACAACCCCAGCGUGCUCAACUACAGCUUGUCUGACAGGGAGAGGGGGAAAACGGCCGCUCAGCUCUUCAGCCAGGCGCUGUGGAAGGUGAGAGAUGAUGUGAAGGCAAUCGGCUGUAGUGCCACAUUGGAUAAAUAUGACUCCUACACAGUGAAGGAGUAUCUGGUGAAGGAGGGCAAUCUGAGCCGUGGAGCCCUGAGGAUGAUUGGGGACAUCCUGAAUGAAAACAGCCUCUUCUACACAUCACUGAUCGAGAUGAUGUACAUGCAGACAGACAUCAGUGACAACGUUGAGUACUUUGAGGUGACUGAUGGCUUUGAACACCUGCCCAGAGCUUUCUAUCAGGUCUUAAAUGCCACCAUCCUCCUCAACUCCAAGGUCAAGCUCAUAAACCAGACAGGUGGUAGAAAUGUGACCAUCACCUAUCAGGACCAGCACAACUCCCUGACUAACCUAACGGUGGACUACACCCUGGUCACUGCCACAGCCAAGGCCACCCUGUUCAUUGACUUUCAGCCCCCUCUCUCUGGGGACAAGAUGGAGGCCCUGCGCUCAGUUCACUACACCAGCUCCACAAAGGUGGUGCUUAGUUUCAAGGAGCGCUUCUGGGAUAAAGAGGGCAUCAGAGGAGGGAAGAGCAUCACAGACCGUCCCGCUCGCUUCAUCUACUACCCCAGCCACAGCUUCCCCGGGACAUCCGCAGGUGCACUGCUGGCAUCCUACACCUGCUCUGACGACUCCGCCCUCUUCCAGGGCAUGAAUGAUGGGGAGCUGAUGGCUGUGGUCCUGGAGGACUUGGUGAAGAUCCAUGGAGAGUACAUCAGGCCUUUGUGGACAGGGGGGCUGGUGAAGAAGUGGGGCUUGGAUCCUUACAGUCUGGGAGCCUUUGUCCUGUUCACACCUUACCAGCAGGGGCACUAUGCCAGAGAACUGUUCCAGAGUGAGGGACGGGUACACUUUGCAGGGGAGCACACAGCCACACCUCACGGAUGGAUCGAAACGUCCAUCAAGUCUGCACUCAGGGCAGCUAAAAAUGUUAACAGUCUUACACUGUAGUGUUUCAUGCAGCAAACAUUUAUUCCAUGUUCACUCCUUUAUCGUCUGAUUUCAUGAACACUGUUCCAGCUCAGUGCUGUGUGCUCCUGGAACCCCCAAGCCUCUGGAGAGCUAACUUUGGUGGCCGUACCCUGAGACGGAUAACAGGCAGUAGUAGUAGUAG